CCAGGACUAAAACAGGACUAAAACAGGGCUAAACCGGGACUAAACCAGGACUAAACCGGGACUAAAACAGGACUAAUGACAGGCGGGUUGUUCCCGGGCGGAUGGCGGAGCUGAGGCGGGUCCUGGACCAGUUCAGAGGCUGCACUGACGCGGAGUCUCAGUGGCUCCAGGAGCUGUUUGUGUUUGUCCGAGCUCACCUGUGCAGUGGCCCCGCCCCCUCAGAUGACGUCAGGACUUCAGUGUCGGAGCUGAGUUUGGCGCUGGUGAAGAUCCUCCAGGAAACUUCAGCCUCCGGAUCUCUACCUGUGUCCUACAGGUUGGUUUCUGUGUCGGAGCUUGUGUCUCUGCAGCGUCUGCCCUGCGUCAGCUGCCUCUCCUGGACGACCAAUCAGCAUCGAGCGUGGGCCCGGGAGGCGGAGCAGAUCCCUGGACUCCGCCCAUUCCCCCGAGUGAAGCUGCUGCUGAUUGGAUGGCUGUGCAGGGGGCGUGGCCCGGACCUCAGUCUGAAGGACGCCACUGGAGAACUCAGCUGUCAGGUCCCUGCAUGGUCCCAGGGUCUGGACCAGGGUCUGGACCAGGGUCUGGACCAGGGUCUGGACCAGGGUCUGGACCAGGGUCUGGCCCGAGCCGUGUUUCUGCCGCACUGGAACUACAUCCCCCAUGAUGCACCGGGACGGGGGCAUCUGGAGCUGAUUGGCCGUCCUCUGUCACUGUGCCCCGCCCCUCAGGGGCAGGGAUUGGCCAGCAAGGCGGAGGGGGCGGGGUCUCUGAGUGUCAAUCAAGCGGCGACUCUUCUGCUGCAGCACAAGAGCAGGACGCGGCGCCGUGGCGAUGGCGGACACGUCUCACAGCGGCGCGUCUCAGUCAGGGGCCUGGUCUCUGCAGUUUGCCCCCUACUGGACAUCGGUGGAACCACAUUCUUCAUCUUUUCUCUGACACAAAACAACACGACCAUCAACGUCCUCGUCAAGGACACUUCAUGUCGGCUGUGGUGGAGCAGGAGCGUGCACGUGGGCAUGAGCGUGCACGUGACACAGCUGCGAGCGUGCACGUUACGCAGCUGGAACAGGAACAGCGUCCUGAGCGCCACCGGCCAAUCAGAGCUCACCGUUCACCCGGCAGACCAAUCACAGCCCUCCGUUCACCCGACAGACCAAUCACAGCCCUCCGUUCACCCGACAGACCAAUCACAGCCCUCCGUUCACCCGGCAGACCAAUCACAGCCCUCCGUUCACCCGACAGACCAAUCACAGCCCUCCUUUCACCCGGCAGACCAAUCACAGCCCUCCGUUCACCCGGCAGACCAAUCACAGCCCUCCGUUCACCCGGCAGACCAAUCACAGCGCGUCUUUGAAGAGAUGCAAACCCAGGACCAAUCAGAGGCUGAGGCUUUGCCCAGGGACCAAUCAGGACUGAGACGCUCCUCUGUCAUCAACUACAAGGGCACUGUCACGGAGGUCCUGAGCAGAGGGGCGGGGCUUUACGUGAUUGACAGAAAGGUGGGACUGUGUUUGGCCAAUCAGCCGCUGCCGUUGAGAGCCAUUAGACCCGGGGACACUUUACAGAUCUCAAACGUGCACGUUCUGCGGAGGCCGAGCCCAGACCACGCUCCCAUCAUGCUUUGCUGCUGUCUGCGGUCCAGCGUCACGGUAACGGCCUUCAGUCCCGGUUACCGCGGAGACGAGGAGGAGAGUUGCCCUGGAGACGGAGUUUUGCUGCGGUUACUGCUGCACAAGGACGUGGGCGUGGCCAUGUACCUGUGGAUGUGUCACGUGACCACAUGCCUCAGAGACAGCCUGAGUCCUCAGAAGGAGCAGUGUGUGUGUCUUUUGUCGUGGAAGAUUCUGGAGACUGUGACUGGACCCAGAAAGUCCCGACGCCGCGACAUCUACGGCGAGAUGAUGGACACGCCCCACACCUGCACCGUCUCCAAGUACGGCUCCGCCUCCUCGCUGCCGCACGUGCUCAGUGUGUCGUCGCUCCGCUCCUCGCUGCUCUCGCACUGCUGGUCCUCCCUCAGUCUGCACUCUCUACUACCCCCCGAUGGACAGAGUCUGAACUGCAGCCAGCUCAACGCAGCCAUCUCCUGGUCCCAUGUCGUCCUCGGAUCAGACCCCGGGGACCAGAGACCGGACCAGAGACCGGACCAGAGACCGGACCAGAGACCGGACCAGAGACCGGACCAGAGACCGGACCAGAGACCGGACCAGAGACCGGACCAGAGACCACCUGCAGACUUCACCUUGAGAGAGCGCCCCCUGCUGCUGGUGGGGAUGCUGCACCUCCCGUCUCCAGGAUCUGAGGCUCAGAGUCUGGAGCUCCGAGACUCCACCGGGACCGUGACCUGUGUGGUGACAGAGGCGGGACCGGACCGGGGUCUAGAUCAGGACCCGGAGCGGGACUCGCCUCGGGAGCAGACGGCCGCCUUCAGCACGGCCUGGAUCGGCUGCCUGGUCUGUGUGCGUCACUUCACCAUGGUAACGGAGAGGUUCAUCCAAUCUGAGUUCCCCUCCUUCAGACACCUGGAUCAAGAGCACUUCAUCUCCCGCAAAGAUGCCAGGAUUUACCUCCAGUUCUCGCUCGACCAGGUGACUGUGCUCAGCCCGUCCGUUUCCAUGGCGAUUCAGCUGCGUCAGGGGGCGGGGCCUGGUAGUGAUGCGAGUGGCGAGGAGUUGGAGCCCGAGGAAAGGAAGAGGAAGAGGAGACGAGAUGAAGAAGAGGGCGAAGCCACAGUCUGCGUCUCCGUGGUGAUUAGGGUGGAGCAGAAAGAGGGUGUGGCCUUGAGGAACGUGGAGGCGGGGCGCACGCUGUCAUUCAACCUCAAAACCGCUGUGAUUGGCCCGGUCGUCUGCUGGGGGCGGGAUCCAAAGAACCAUCCAAUCACAGAGCGAGAAGUCACAGCGGGAGAAAAUAAGAGGCUGAGUCUGUCGUUCUCUGGAGCGUCCUCUCGCUGGUUCCCUCUACUGCAGGACGGACGCUACUACAGACUGUUGGCUCUCGACACUCAGGAUCCGAGCGUUCUGAUUGGCUGUGCUGUUACUGGGCAGACGGGGGUGGAGCUUCAUGCUGACUCUGCCCUCCAUGUGCACCCUGAUUGGAGGUUUCACACUGUGCCCCGCCCCCAAACCACCCCUCCAGAGUCAUGUGACCUCAUCAGUUUGAGCGACGUCAUCAACUCCAGGUCAGAUCUGGUGAGUUUUUGUGGUCUGGUUUUGGAGAGAGUUGGAGUCACUGACAGGAGCCAGGACUUUGCACAUACAGGUGUGCGCCUGACGGUGUGUGACCACAGUGGGCGGAGUCUGCAGGUGUACCUGGAGCUGAGCCACGCCCCCUUCAGCCCGGGCCUGUUGCCUGGCAACACCCUGAGCCUCAGUCGUGUGCAGAGGAAGGUCUCCAGGUCGGGGACAGUGUACUGCUGUGGGGUCCCGGUCUCCUGUGUCUCUGUAAUCUCUGUUGGACAAAGUUCCACUCCGACACCACCUCCGUUUCCCAUCAUGCUCCUGGGACAGUGGGGCGAAGGGAGCGAGGUUAAUGUGGCUCGGGUCAAAGGUCAUCUGGUCUGCGUUAUGUUCCUUCAACUUCAGUGGACCUGCUCCAAGUGCGACCGAGUCUACACCACGUCGUGCAGUGGUCCUCAGUGCAGCUCCUCCUCGUCUGUGUUUCGAGCCAAAGCAAAGGUGGUGCUGGAGGACGGCACGGCGGAGGCUCACGUCUGCUUCUACAACCCUCUCGUCCGGGCUCUGCUGCGAUUGGACGAUUCACAGUGGGCGGGGCUUCAGCGGGCGCUCAAGGUCAAAGGUCAUAUCCAGGUGCAGCCCAGGGGGAGGAGCAUGUCUGUGACGGUGGACUCAGACCCCGUGUUCGUCUUCCUCCUGUGCGCGGCUCAGGACGCUCUGAUUGGCUCGGUGUCUCUCACCUGUCGCCGCCAGCGCUCGCUCCGAGGUCCAGAGCUGAGGCGGAUGGUUCGAGGAGACCGAGACUUUGUGACCAAAAUGAGGCCACCUCUACAGCUCACCUGUGUGCACCUGGAGAGAAACUGACCAAUGAGACGAGAGGGACGGACCAAUGAGACGAGAGGGACGGACCAAUGAGACGAGAGGGAGAGGAGGGACGGACCAAUGAGACGAGAGGGACGGACCAAUGAGACGAGAGGGACGGACCAAUGAGACGAGAGGGACGGACCAAUGAGACGAGAGGGAGAGGAGAGGGACGGACCAAUGAGACGAGAGGGACGGACCAAUGAGACGAGAGGGACGGACCAAAGAGACGAGAGGGACGGACCAAUGAGACGAGAGGGACGGACCAAUGAGACGAGAGGGACGGACCAAUGAGACGAGAGGGAUGGACCAAUGAGACGAGAGAGGAGAGAGACGGAACAAUGAGACGAGAGGGAGAGGAGGGACGGACCAAUGAGACGAGAGGGAGGAGAGAGAGACGGACCAAUGAGAGGAGAGAGGAGACCCAUGGACCAAUGAGAUCCUGUAAAUCUAAAAGUCCAACCAGGAAAGCGGGUGAACGAUCAUGGAGCCGAUACUGCCCCGGCUCCUUUCACUUCCGAGUCGCGGCUCAC
Messenger RNA from Periophthalmus magnuspinnatus, 4570 nucleotides. RefSeq names its product CTS telomere maintenance complex component 1 (gene ctc1). The record is from RefSeq and is a predicted model, not a curated record. NCBI's taxonomy places the organism in Eukaryota, Metazoa, Chordata, Actinopteri, Gobiiformes, Gobiidae. Gene Ontology annotation, molecular function: single-stranded DNA binding; telomeric repeat DNA binding. The transcript has 25 exons. Gene Ontology annotation, biological process: positive regulation of DNA replication; telomere maintenance via telomere lengthening. Bases 102 to 4040 code for a protein of 1312 amino acids. Gene Ontology annotation, cellular component: CST complex.